AUGUCUGAAUCGUUUUUAGUUGAUCAUUUGUUAGGUGCUAGCAACGCGAAAUUCAAAAAAGGUGAAAUAAAACGAUCUGAUUUAUUUUUAACCGGUAAACUUUGGUGUUCAUUUUAUAAAAGUAAACGUGUACGUGAACAAUGUUUAAUAACAAUAGAUGAUCUUCAAUGUCAAUAUCUUGAUCUUUUUCUUAUUCAUUGGUCAUUUGCUUUUGUCGAUCAGGAUCCAAAUAAACACGAAGAAGGUGAAUUAAAAGUUGAUGAUGUAAUGGAUUUUACUGGAACGUGGAAAGCAAUGGAAUUAUUAGUCGAUGAAGGAUUAGUUAAAUCUAUUGGAUUAUCAAAUUUUAAUGAGCAACAAAUUGAUCGUAUUAUUAAUAUAUGUAAAUACAAACCAGUUGUUAAUCAAGUUGAGAUUCAUCCUUAUUGCCCACAAAUUGAAUUAGAAAAAUUUUGUAAAAAAUAUAAUAUUCUUCUCGAAGCUUAUGCUCCAUUAGGUGCCAAAAAACGAGUAUGGAAACAAAAAGAUGAUCCGGAAAUCUUAGAAGAUAAAGUUAUAAAGUCAAUUGCGGAAAAAUAUAAUGUUGAUUCAGCUACUAUUCUUCUUCGUUAUAUAAUGGAUCGAAAUAUAGUUUGUAUUGUUAAAUCAUCAAAUGAACAAUGA
This is a messenger RNA of Rotaria sp. Silwood2, 663 nucleotides long. Lineage: Eukaryota; Metazoa; Rotifera; Eurotatoria; Philodinida; Philodinidae. The record is from the annotation of a GenBank genome assembly.